Molecule: messenger RNA, 881 nt
Organism: Trematosphaeria pertusa
Lineage: Eukaryota; Fungi; Ascomycota; Dothideomycetes; Pleosporales; Trematosphaeriaceae
Exons: 1
Coding region: 222-680 (152 amino acids)
Source: RefSeq, a predicted model, not a curated record
CAAGGGCGGGCAUUGCAAAACGUAGUACGAGUUUCGGAAGGUGGUGUUGCGUGACGAAGAUAUGGUCUAGAAACGAUAAGGGUGGAUACAGGGCUCCACAAGGGUCCAUGGUACUGGUACCAGAUCACACUGCUCUCAUGCCAUCAUCAGUCUUUGAGGCCGAUAUGAAUUGUUCCAUAAUGGCACGAUGAAGGCGGGGCUGAGAAAGACAUUACGAGGGGAUGCAAUGCAGAUUCGGCACUUGGGGGAGUGAGGGUGAGUUUCCCAGACCCUUUCAUUCAGUUUCUGAACAUCCUCAGAUCGAGCUACGUAUCCACAGCAGCCGUCCUAGGUCCAGUCUGUAUGCUAUCCGUGAUGCGUUCAUCCCGAGCCAUAUCAGUUCCGUACACCCUCAUAAGCAGCGGCUCGCCAGUUUCUGCUCAUUUAAAAGCCUUGAGGCCGUGAAAGAAAUGCCAACCCAUUCCGAGGCACCCGCUGAAGAAAAGUACAUUCUUCUGGUACAUAGACCCAGGGACCAUAGAAAGGAAAGUCUCGCAAUAAAGCCACCCGUGCUGAAACGCCGAUACCCGCUCGCCGUGCCUCAGCGGCGGGGUUACUCCGUGAUAAGCAUAAAGGCAGAGAGCAGCUGCAUUCCUCGCCGAAGAAACCGAUAUGCCGAAAGGCUUAAAGAAAGUGUUUAAAUCCAAAGCCGGCGCGGUGAAAAGCGUCAUUCUUUGGCGUCCGCGCAAAGCCGAAUACUGAAGGAAAAUGCUGCCGUUAGGUUGCCGUAGUCGUAGCCUCAGUUUCGCGGGGCUCGUGUCGGGAAAGUCGAUAAGAGUCCGGUAUAGAGUCCAGUAACACAAUCAUAGCGUUCGUUCCGUUCUCGCUCCUUAAAACCGUCU